AUGGAAGACACUGAAAACUCGUCGGAAGCCGAAUCAAUUGACCCGUUGCAGUUUGAGGUAGACGAGAGAUACUUUGAGAAUGCGGAGCUGGAGUCUUAUGAUGUCUACCCGACGGGAUGGACCAUUGCCAAGGAGGUUUUGGAGGACUUUUCGCACCGCCUCGUCUACUUCUACGUGCCCUUCAACUCCAAAUUAUUCUAUUUCUGGUCCUUUCUGGUGUCGAUCGGAGUACUGUACAAUGCAUUUGCAAUGGUUAUAUUCAUAUUCGCCGACGUGAAAUCUCAAUACUUUUGGAAUUGGGUAUUCCUUCCAUCCCCUACCUCCAACUACAGUAAUCCUACAGUAAUCCGUCUCAUCGAUUUCGUGCAACGUACCCAACAACGGACCACCUUUCCACGUCUAUUCAAAAUAGUGUUGUUGGCAGUGUCAUGUAUUGUUUUAUUCCACUGGAAUGCCUGUUUAUACUUCCUUUUUUCGAUUUACGAGGGUAUUACAGAAGAGUCGCAGACAGAGUUCGGAUUCUCGUAUUAUAAGGUGUUCGAGCCGGUUUUUCCGGUUUGUGAGGCCUACUACGGCAACGAUUGUUGGUAUAAUGAAGACAUAGAUCACACACUGGAUUUAGACGAUGUUCGAGAUUCUUAUAAAAUGGAUUUAGUGAAUUAUUGGAAGAAUAAACACUACCGCUGGUCGACAGGAAACUUCAGUCGGGAGUAUAGUAUGUCUGUGUAUUGGUCAGCACUGACUAUCACAACGUGCGGACAACAACCAUGGCCAUCGACAAGUUCUCAAAAUUCACUGGAGAUCUGUGAUACACUGAUAGGAGUGUUGGUGUUCGCCACGAUUAUUGGAAGCGUCGGUUCCGUGGUCACCCAAAUGAGUCAAACCGUCAAUGAAUUCCGUCAAAUGAUGGAUGGUAUCAAGUUUUAUAUGAAAUACAGAGAAGUGAACUCGGCUAUCCAGGAGAGAGCAUUGGGUUGUUUUAUGUAUCUGAUGGCGCAUAAUCAGUUGGAUGAUGAGGAGUGUAUCUUGUCCCUCCUCCCACCACGUCUCCAAGCCAACAUCGCGGCGAAUCUCCACAUGGAAACCCUCCAAAAAGUGGAGAUAUUCGCAAUGUGUGACUCCAGAUUCAUGCAUGAAGUGGUCCUUCUGGUAAAGCAACAAGUCUUCUCCCCGAAUGACUAUCUGUGUCGGAAAAAUGAAAAAGCGAAGGAGAUGUUUAUAAUCAAACAGGGUAAACUUCGAGUGAUAGAUGAUGACACUGGCAAAGAAUUGCAUGAACUCAAUGAGGGAGCAACAUUCGGAGAGUUGUCUAUCGUUCAUGUCAAGGGAAAUCUACUUGGAACAAGACGGUGUGUUUCCUUGCAAUCCGUCGGCUAUUCGGAUGUUUAUGUGUUGUAUCGCGAUGAUGUAUCACGGCUAUUGUUGGAGUUCCCACAGGAGUAUCGCACUGUUAUAGCGAAUGCCCGCAACAUGCUACACUCGAGAGGACUUCUGGAAACGACAGAGCUCGGUGAGAUGUGCGAUCCGGAGGAUCAUGAGGAGGCGGAGGAUAUGAUUCUCGAAGAAAUGUCGGUGGUGGAACAACUGACUCGUCUCACUGGAAUCAUAGAUGAUUUGAAUGCCAAUUUGAGUGAGAUGAUUGUCUCGUUUUCGGUGGGUAAUUAG
Molecule: messenger RNA, 1665 nt
Organism: Caenorhabditis remanei
Lineage: Eukaryota; Metazoa; Nematoda; Chromadorea; Rhabditida; Rhabditidae
Exons: 11
Coding region: 1-1665 (554 amino acids)
Biological process (GO): monoatomic cation transmembrane transport
Cellular component (GO): intracellular cyclic nucleotide activated cation channel complex; plasma membrane
Molecular function (GO): protein-containing complex binding; cGMP binding; intracellularly cGMP-activated cation channel activity
Source: RefSeq, a predicted model, not a curated record